This is a messenger RNA of Oncorhynchus mykiss (rainbow trout), 2311 nucleotides long. The record is from RefSeq and is a predicted model, not a curated record. NCBI's taxonomy places the organism in Eukaryota, Metazoa, Chordata, Actinopteri, Salmoniformes, Salmonidae.
CACUGUGUGUGUGUUCACUAAUCACUAUCACAUAGUUGAACCACCAUGAAAACAGGGUGACAAACACAACCUAAGACAGGAGGUGAAGUGUGUUAGGCACCAUGUGUAAAUGGUAAUGAUGACAUGAAUGAUAAACAGCCACCAGUAAGGUGUACAGAUAGAGAGGUGCUCUGCUCCGGUGUGUCUUUCUGUCCAGUGCUGUGUGUAGAUCGAGAUGAGUGCGUGGACACAGCGUGAUCCCAGCGAUUGAUGAUUACCCUGGAAGUGUGUGUGUGAUCAGUUCAUGUUGUUGGAGCUGGUGUCAAGACUCUGAACCCGUCAUGGAGUCGGGAAAGCAGCUGACAGGCACUCUAACCCUAGCAGUGUUUUCAGCAGUCUUGGGUUCUCUACAGUUCGGAUACAGCCUGGGAGUCAUCAAUGCGCCACAGAAGGUGAUAGAGCAGCAUUAUGGGAGGUCCCUGGGGGUGCUCCCUGAGGAGCCUCUCCUCCUAUCAGAGAACAGUACAGAGACGCAGGAAGUGCAUCCCUCUGUGGUCAUGUAUUGGUCUCUGUCUGUGUCGAUCUUCUCCAUUGGGGGAAUGGUGUCGUCCUUCCUGGUGGGCUUUAUUGGAGACCUGAGAGGAAGGGUGAAGGGCAUGUUGAUGGUGAAUGUGUUAGCAGUAAUAGCAGGUCUACUGAUGGUGAUGGCUAAGAUGUGGAAACCUCACGUCAUGGUCAUCGCUGGACGAUGUGUCAUGGGAUUCUACUGUGGUCUGUCCUCAGGGCUAGUUCCUAUGUAUAUAGGGGAGAUCGCUCCCAUGGCCUACAGAGGAGCUCUGGGAACCUUACAUCAACUGGCUACUGUUACUGGUAUACUACUGAGUCAGGUGCUAGGUCUAGAGUUCCUCCUGGGUAAUGACUACUACUGGCCGCUGCUGCUGGGUCUGUCUGGAGCUCCUGCUGUGUUACAGUCUCUACUGCUGCCACUGUGUCCUGAAAGUCCCAGAUACCUCUACAUCAAGAGAGGCAUGGUGGAGGAGGCCAAGAAGAGUCUGCAUCGUCUGAAGGGAGAGUAUGACCCAUCAGCUGACCUGGAGGAGAUGAGGAGGGAGAAGGAGGAGGUGGAGAAGGAGGCGCAAGUCUCUAUCGCUGUACUGGUGCGAUCAUCUCUCUACAGGCAGCAGCUGUUUGUAGCCCUGAUGAUGCAUUUCUCACAACAACUGUCUGGAAUUAACGCUAUCUUUUAUUACUCCACAGCCAUCUUUGAGAGAGCAGGAGUCACUCAGCCUGUCUAUGCAACCAUUGGAGUAGGAGUUCUCAAUACCGUCUUUACCAUGGUGUCGGUGGCUCUAGUGGACAGGGCCGGCAGACGAACGUUGACUCUGAUUGGUUUAGGUGGGAUGUGUAUCUGUGCCGUCUCCAUGACAGUCGGCCUUGUGUACCUGAGUGUCUACUCCUGGAUGUCCUAUGUCAGCAUGUCGGCCAUCUUCCUGUUUGUGUGUUUCUUUGAGAUCGGCCCUGGUCCCAUCCCCUGGUUCAUCGUGGCUGAGUUAUUCAGUCAGGGCCCCAGGCCUGCUGCUCUAGCUCUGGCUGGCUGCACCAACUGGACCAGCAACUUCAUCAUAGGCAUGACCUUCCCUUACAUAGAGGCUCUGUGUGGUAGCUAUGUGUUCAUCCUGUUUGCGGUGCUGUUGUUUGGUUUCACUGUGUUCACUUACCUGCGCGUGCCGGAGACCAAAGGGAAGACAUUUGAGGAGAUAGCAGCUGUGUUUAAAAAGGGAAUGAAACAGACACCAGGAACCAGAAAGACUGGAACUGGUACUGGUACCUCCACCGAGCUGGAGCAGCUCAAAACAGACUCCCAGGCCUGACAUGCUCACUAACAUAUCUGAUUAGCUUAAUCUGGUGUGUUACCGCAGGGCUCGGAUAAUUAGCAUUGUGACAGAAUGUAAGUGAUGAUAGUCCUAAAUCCUGAUCGCCAUCUAGAUAGUUGUUUACUUCCAGGAACAACUCCUGACAUGACUAACUUUACAUAACUCAUACACAGGGCCCAGAAUGUUUCCUGCUCAGGAUAAAGCAGACAGAAAAACUCCUGGCUCUACUGUAUCAUUCAUGGUCAGUACAAUAGUGAGAAAGACAGGUGGUUUUGUUUCUAGAGGUUACAUGAUCUUGUUCUACCAUGCUCAAUGUGUAACUGACUGAAUGUAUUCACACAAGUUGAAUGUCAACAAAUGGCACUUUUUAGGACUACUAUUAAUAAAUUACUACAAAGACAGUGCAUGUGAAAUGACACACACACACACACACACACACACACACACACACACACACA